Botrytis fragariae is the source of this 585-nucleotide messenger RNA. Its product is annotated as putative glutamyl-trna synthetase protein. The record is from RefSeq and is a predicted model, not a curated record. NCBI's taxonomy places the organism in Eukaryota, Fungi, Ascomycota, Leotiomycetes, Helotiales, Sclerotiniaceae. The transcript has a single exon. The coding region runs from base 1 to 585 and encodes 194 amino acids.
AUGGCGGCGGAAAAUUACGAAGCUGCAAUCACUUUGAUUGAUGAAGCUCAUGCUUUAGAUCCAACUAUCAGCACAAUAAAUGGCGAGAGUAUACCAUACGAGCUUCACUAUGCCCAGAAAAUGACACAUUAUCUCUCUCUCCGCGCUCCCAAUGCUUCCCCCAUCCUCAAAGUUGCUAUCCGAGCACAGCAUUUUCGUCGCUGGGAAGUACCACGAUCUUCCUACCCGAUGACCAAGCCCGGGUAUCUGAAUUGGAGGACCUUUCUCAAGAAACGGCAGGCUGAUCUUGCGUCUGCGAUAUGUGUCGGCUGCAAUUUUACAAGUGAGGAAGCGGAAGAAGUGGCUAGAUUGAUAAGGAAAGAGGAUUUGAAGAAAAAUGAGGAGACGCAGAUCUUGGAGGAUGUUGCUUGUCUAGUGUUUCUGGAUGAUCAGUUUGAUGCUUUUGAGAAGGGUCAUGAUGAAGAGAAAAUCAUCUCAAUUUUGAGAAAGACUUGGGGGAAGAUGAGCGAGGAAGGACACCGUUUGGCCUUGCAGAUACCGAUGAGCGACACCAGUAAGAGUUUGAUCCAGAAAGCUUUGGGAUGA